Naegleria gruberi is the source of this 427-nucleotide messenger RNA. RefSeq lists its product as uncharacterized. The record is from RefSeq and is a predicted model, not a curated record. Lineage: Eukaryota; Heterolobosea; Eutetramitea; Acrasida; Naegleriidae. Gene Ontology annotation, cellular component: ribosome; cytosolic small ribosomal subunit. The coding region runs from base 7 to 399 and encodes 130 amino acids. The transcript has a single exon. Gene Ontology annotation, biological process: translation. Gene Ontology annotation, molecular function: structural constituent of ribosome.
UAAAAGAUGACUCGUGCUUCAAUUUUGAACGACGCCCUUACCACUCUCAGAAACGCCGAAAAGGACGGUAAGAGACAAGUCUUGCUCAGACCAGCCUCAAAGACUAUUACCAAAUUCUUGGAAGUCAUGCAAAAGCACGGUUACAUUGGUGAAUUCGAAGAAGUCGAUGACCAUAGAUCUGGAAAGAUUGUUGUUGAAUUGACUGGUAGAAUCAACAAGUGUGGUAUCAUCUCCCCAAGAUACGACGUUAAUGUUGAAGAAAUUGAAAAGUGGGUUACUAACUUGCUCCCAUCUAGACAAUUCGGUUAUGUUGUUUUGACCACCUCAAAGGGUAUCAUGGAUCACGAAGAAGCCAGACAAAAGCACACUGGUGGUAAGGUUCUCGGAUUCUUCUAUUAAAUAAAUUAUAAAAUUAUCUUAAAAUUAU